Messenger RNA from Recurvomyces mirabilis, 459 nucleotides. RefSeq lists its product as uncharacterized. Gene Ontology annotation, molecular function: ATP hydrolysis activity; ATP binding. NCBI's taxonomy places the organism in Eukaryota, Fungi, Ascomycota, Dothideomycetes, Mycosphaerellales, Teratosphaeriaceae. The annotation marks the transcript as partial. The record is from RefSeq and is a predicted model, not a curated record. The transcript is spliced from 2 exons.
UUCGUCAACCGGAUGUGUACAUUUAUGAGGAUGACUACGAGCCUAGGCCUGUCAAUGCUCGAGAGGUCGAGACUGAGGAGCUGUUACUCAACAGUGAGGAGAAGAAGUUCACGGCGUUGUCUGAUGACCAAUGUCUCCUGUUAAACGCCACAGUUCGUGGCUUCUCUUUUGUCGAGAAGAAGUGGUUCGAGUUCUUUGUCGACAAGCUCAGCCAUCCAGACUGGUAUCCCGACGCCUUCUCGCAACUCGUCCUCCCCACCGCCCAAAAGAAUCUCGUCCGUGCCCUAGUCUCAAAUCACAUCAAGCAAACCACUGCCUUCGACGACAUCAUCAAAGGCAAAGGCAAAGGUCUCAUCAUGGUCCUACACGGCCCACCAGGCGUCGGCAAAACGUUGACCGCAGAAACAGUAGCAGAAUACUGUCAACGUCCGCUCUACUCCGUCAGCGCGGGAGAUCUAG